GUCAGAUACGUAGUCCGUUAGAUGAUCAGAUCCCCGUCGGUCUCAAAUCCCACAUCAUGUUCGUUAUUUGUCAGUUUUUGGUCUAGAAAUUUUUUGUUUUUCCGAUUCGAAAGUUUUCACCUUUUCCCGUCGAACACUCCUCCGGCAAAAGAAACUCAAAAUUCAAUGUUUGCUUGAAAUCCAGAGCCCGUCCUUAGAGCGUACUGGAGUGGAGUGGCCGCCGAAGUAGCUGGUGCACCGAAAACCUGAGUUUCCGAGUCCGAGGAUCUAGUGCUGCUUCCGGAGGGGGGUCCCCAGAUCCAACUCCACAUCCACACGUUCGCCUUGAAGCCGAGGGAUCGUCGCACUCGUGAACUAUGUGACAGCGGCACUUCGGGGACAGCGCCAGGGCCGGGAUUACCACUGGGCCUCCGGAGCAACAGGAGCCGGAAUCGCAACCUGAGAUUACGACGCCGCAGGGCACAGGAUCCGAGGAGCACAACCAAACCCCGGGCCACAAGGGACCCGUCGCCAUGGCCAUUCACGAGCAGAUCGACAACCUCAAUAUCUGGUGGUUUCCGCGCGACUUCUGCCAGUCGCGCUUCGGCGAGUUCCAGCAGAGCGGCACCAACUCCUGUACCCUCAUUUCGCUGAUCCUGGCCGACAAGGUGGCCAAGGCGGAGAGGUUCUACCACCGGGUGUCCGAUCUGCCAAUGCGGGGAUGGGAGCUCUUCGGGAACGCCAUGAACGACGGGAACAACGUGUACCACAACGUGAUCACGGCCAACACGCCCCAGGCCAGGAACCUCAACCUCAACAUUCCGGAUGCGAUCGCGGCCAUUCGGUCGCAGCACAAGAUGAACUUCCGGCUGGAGGAGUGGUUCUACACGCACAUGGAGGCCGAUCCCAGCAGUCCGAUGUACAACCGGAACGUGGCCGUGCAGCUGUCGCGGAUCUUCCAGAUCACGCUGCAGGUGUUCCAGCAGGCCAGCGUGCGGGACAACAUGCCCUCGCACCUUUUCGCCGCCAUCAUCGCGGACAGUCGAACGGUGAUGGUAACCUUCGAUUUCCGGGCCUCGAUCGUCGCCCUCUUCGACUCGCACCAACACGGGCGGGAUGCGGGCGCCGUCUUCGCCCAGUGCACGCUGCAGAACAUGGACGACCUGCUCUUCUGGUUCAUCAGCAUGCUGCACAACGUCUACUCCAGCCGGCCCUCGCUCUUCGAGAUCUCCUUCCUCAGCUCGCAGCCCGGUGUGGCCAAGCGCAUCCCGCCGGCCAUCAAAAAGAUCGCAGGAGACCUAAAGAAGCCGGUCAAGAUGAACAUUCCCAGGCCUUCGCAUUGAUCACUAUGGCAGACGGCAAACGACCAGUUCACAUCCCACCAGCCUAGGCUCGAAGCAACGGACCAUUCAAGACGUAAAUCUCAAGUUUCCUAUAGCCGAAUUCGUGUAUUUGGGCCUUCAGAAAUUAAAUUCAAAAUUUUCAGUUGACCAUCAACUAAUAAAUAACGAACACCAAUUUUAUG
Drosophila suzukii is the source of this 1504-nucleotide messenger RNA. RefSeq names its product Viral tegument-like deubiquitinase. The record is from RefSeq and is a predicted model, not a curated record. NCBI's taxonomy places the organism in Eukaryota, Metazoa, Arthropoda, Insecta, Diptera, Drosophilidae.